This is a messenger RNA of Plenodomus lingam JN3, 777 nucleotides long. RefSeq lists its product as uncharacterized. Lineage: Eukaryota; Fungi; Ascomycota; Dothideomycetes; Pleosporales; Leptosphaeriaceae. Gene Ontology annotation, molecular function: oxidoreductase activity. The record is from RefSeq and is a predicted model, not a curated record.
AUGCGAGCCUCAGUUGUGUCGGCCGCAUUCGCUGCCAUUGGCAGUGUUUCUGCUCUUCCCCAGGAGGUCCCCAACAGCAAGAUCGUUCCAGCCCUUCCCCUCGAUGUUUUCAACACGCCUCGUGUCGUGUAUCCUGUUCCCUUUGUAGCCGCCCACGAAAAGUUCGAGAGUGCCAAUGUCACCGGAGCCCAAGGUCCUGAUCUGCUUGGUGUCGCAGAUGCCAUCAACCACGUUGUAGAAGACCUGAACCGGGUCGGAGGAGACAUAUCGAGACUCAUCGGUUCCGACGUCCUCCAUCUGCGCUCGGUGCCCGAGGACGGAGAAAAUGCGGCUAGAGUGGAGAAGCGCGCAACCUGUAGCAACGUGCGCGUGCGUACUGAAUGGGACUCGUACUCCAACGCUCGCCGGCAAGGCUUUGUCAAUGCCAUCAAGUGCUUGAUGAGCAGAAGACCCAACGGCCAGUUCCGCAACUCCAGAAGUCGUUAUGAGGAUCUCGUUGCGCUUCAUCAGCAAUUGACACCCAACAUUCACGGCAAUGCCAAGUUCUUGGUCUGGCACAGGUACUUUGUGUGGACCUUUGAGGACAUGCUCCGCACAGAGUGUGGCUUCAACGAUGCGAUGCCCUGGUUUGAUGAGACCAGAUAUGCCGGCCGCUUCCAACAGUCCUCCAUCUUCUCCAACGAAUGGUUCGGCAGCGCCAACGUCGGAGGCCGCUGCGUCACCAACGGCGUAAGUACUUGGUCCAUUCGUUGCCCAAUUGCCAAAACACUGACAUGA